CGCGGCGAGGCGCGCCAGCUGCCGCACGUCAUGAUUCUACCCCAGAACAACCUGACAGACGGGGAAGAAGAUCUGCCUGAAGACAGUUUCUCGCUGUUGUCGGUGCUUCUAGUUGGUUCGCUAAACUUCCCAUUUGAUCGAUCGCGACUCGCCCCUCGAAGACAACCCUCUGGGAGGCCCUUCACUCGAAAACUUUGAUCUAAGCUCGCUAGAUGUAUCCCUUUCCUGUUUCAUCCUCUGUUCCAUCUCUUACUGCCUUCUGUUCCGUUGUUUCUUCACGCCUUUCGUAUUUUCUCCCGCGUCGAUUACAAUUUGUUUAUUUUUUUAUCUUUCUCGCUUACUUUUCGCAAAAAUGAAAUAUCAUCGGAUCGUUUCUAUAUCAAGCAUUUAUGAAUCUCCCUUUUGUUGCUUUUGUAUGGUAAAAAAAAAGCGUCCGAUACCAUCAUACAUUCGAUGCACCUCGACUCAGCUCUUCGAGGGGAUUUCUCUUUCUGGUCUUGAUAUUCUUAUCCGUGGCGGGCAACAUUUUAGUCUGCGUGGCAAUUUACACGGACCGCGGUUUACGGAGAAUAGGAAAUUUAUUCCUGGCCUCCCUCGCUAUCGCCGACCUGUUUGUCGGUUGUCUGGUUAUGACAUUUGCCGGGGUGAAUGAUCUUCUCGGCUAUUGGGUAUUUGGACCGCGAUUCUGCGACACCUGGAUCGCUUUUGACGUUAUGUGCAGCACUGCCUCUAUUCUGAAUCUUUGCGCAAUCUCUCUCGAUCGUUACAUACACAUAAAGGAUCCGCUUAGAUACGGUCGUUGGGUGACAAGAAGAGUCGCGGUUGCUGGAAUCGCUAUCGUAUGGUUGCUCGCAGGACUCAUAUCCUUCGUGCCAAUCAGCCUAGGCCUUCACCGAGCAGAUGAGCCCGUAAUGUAUGACGAUGGUAAAGAGGAACAUCCUACGUGCGCCUUAGACCUUACACUCACCUACGCGAUAGUUUCCUCUUCUAUAUCUUUUUACGUGCCCUGCAUCGUAAUGCUGGGGAUUUAUUGCAGGCUCUAUUGCUACGCACAGAAACACGUAAAAAGCAUCCGUGCAGUAACGAAACUGCCGGAUACCUCAAUGGCCAAGAGUUUUCGUGCGAAAAGUACUCGCAACAAACCACCAAAGCCGCAAACAAAAACGAAGCCGACAAGUCCUUAUCAUGUGUCUGAUCAUAAAGCCGCUAUAACAGUGGGUGUAAUUAUGGGUGUUUUCUUAAUAUGCUGGGUACCCUUUUUCUGCGUAAAUAUCGUCGCUUCAUAUUGCAAGACCUGCAUAUCAGUCCGAGCAUUCCAAGUACUCACUUGGCUCGGCUACAGCAACUCGGCCUUCAAUCCGAUCAUCUACAGCAUCUUUAACACAGAGUUUCGAGAAGCGUUCAAAAGAAUUCUUACAAAGGGUGCGCGAGCCCGAGGAAACCAACCGUCGACUAGCGAAUGCGGAGAAUUUCGAUCCGUGGUUGUGCAAAAACGAAACGGGUCUAUGAUCGAAUGUAAUAUUAGUCCAAGAUCAAGCGCGGACAGUUGUCAAGUCGGAAUGAUGGCGCAAAGACAUCGCGAUACUAUCGUCAGUGCGAUAUAAUCAGACUCGAAUUUCUCCCUUCAGAUUUAUCGAUCUUCCUAUCGAACGAAUAUUGCGCUUCAGCGCAUAAAAGCGCGCAUUUCGCCUUCCUGCGCAUUUCGCGAAUUUAAAUACAGUUAAAAGAUUUUCCAUCGCGGUCAUUAAUCCUAUGUAAGUGAUUUUAUUAAUAACACGUAACACGUUAACACGUUGACUGCCACGCGAAUUUUAUAUAUUUUGCUCUUUAAAUAUACUAUAUACUUAAUUUUUAUAAAAUAUUGUAUUUGCGCAUUUUGUAUCUAACAGUGUUAUCUAAAUUAUUCAUAUUGUUGAAAAUUUGUUAGUUUCUAAAAUUUAUCUUAUUUUAAUCAUUCGAAAAAAUUUGGUAACAUGUGUCAUCGAUAACCAUCGUGGCAAUCAACAUGUUAAUAAAACCAUGUCGGAAAUAUUACAUCCCUCCUGUCGUCAGUCUUGCGCGUGGCACUCUACGUUCUUGGUACGAAUUUUUCGGUCGAAUCGAAGAGCGUUACAUGAACAUAUCCAUAUAUAGUAGUUAAAAAAAGUAUUUAUACAUACCUUUAUUUUUCAUUUUCAUUUUCACAGUAUCAUUUUUUUCUUUUUCUUCUUUUUUUGUAGCCAUAUGAAAGUAUUAUUAAAUGACACAAAAUUUAAUAUAUCUAAACCUAAUUAAUUAGUAUGUAAAUGCUAUAAUAGAUACAAUGGUGUACAAAUACUUUUUAUAGCCACUGUAAUUUUUCAAGUUCCCAUAAUGGUAACGGGUGGAAUAAAAUUUACAACCAUCUAGAACAGUAAUCGUAACCGUCGUUGUCAACUUCAACUUUACUGUUUCAUUAUACAGAAAAUGUAUUACAAAAUCUGCAAAUGCUUUUCGAGAUAUCGAAUUCGUUGACUUAUCGAGUUCUCCUCGACAGAUAUACCACGUAUUUCUCGUAUCAUCUGCAACAAACAACCACGUACUUUACGCAUAAAAUAUCUCGAAAUAAUAUAGAUUUUAUCGCCAUGAGCAACAGUCACCAAGUAACAGUACGUUCCCUUUCUUUUCCUUUCCCCUCUCACCCCAAACAGAAAAAGGUUACAUGUGGAUUUUUUUUUGCUGAAUAUUUUUCUUUCAUCCAUGGUGAAAGGGGAAGAGAAUUUAUCGAUAUAAAUGGACGGUUAAGAAAAAAUAUUUACUUAAAGACAAUCACCAAAAGGUAGUUCAAAACAUAUCCGUGAGACAUAAUCUGCUCUUACACUAAAAGGAAUAAACACGAAUUAUCAAAAAAAAAAA
This is a messenger RNA of Bombus impatiens (common eastern bumble bee), 2874 nucleotides long. It is a transcript of the gene Dop1, whose product is annotated as dopamine receptor 1. NCBI's taxonomy places the organism in Eukaryota, Metazoa, Arthropoda, Insecta, Hymenoptera, Apidae. The coding region runs from base 630 to 1604 and encodes 324 amino acids. The transcript has 7 exons. Gene Ontology annotation, molecular function: G protein-coupled receptor activity. Gene Ontology annotation, cellular component: membrane. The record is from RefSeq and is a predicted model, not a curated record. Gene Ontology annotation, biological process: adenylate cyclase-activating adrenergic receptor signaling pathway.